This is a messenger RNA of Ctenocephalides felis (cat flea), 327 nucleotides long. Its product is annotated as peroxisomal N(1)-acetyl-spermine/spermidine oxidase-like. Bases 1 to 327 code for a protein of 108 amino acids. NCBI's taxonomy places the organism in Eukaryota, Metazoa, Arthropoda, Insecta, Siphonaptera, Pulicidae. The transcript is spliced from 3 exons. The record is from RefSeq and is a predicted model, not a curated record. Gene Ontology annotation, molecular function: polyamine oxidase activity.
AUGUUCAGAUUUAAUAAGAAAAUUGUGACAAAAUAUGAAUCAAAAACUGCUAAAAGGUACUGCGAUCCUGUUGAGAAGCAAAUGGGAACAAAUCCAUAUAGCCGAGGUUCUUAUUCGCUUCGACUACUAAAAACUGAAAAUUUUGGUGGCAGUUCUACAGAAUUAUCACAACCUGUCAUUGAUGCAUCAGGAAGGUCAGCUAUUUUAUUUGCUGGAGAAGCUACGAGUCAGAAUUAUUAUUCAACGGUCCACGGAGCUACCGAAAGCGGUUUUAGAGAAGCUAAUAGAAUAAUUAAUCUCAGCAAAAGCACAAAGAAUGGCCAGUGA